Messenger RNA from Anolis carolinensis (green anole), 7246 nucleotides. RefSeq names its product TBC1 domain family member 8B (gene tbc1d8b). Bases 61 to 3429 code for a protein of 1122 amino acids. Gene Ontology annotation, molecular function: calcium ion binding. The record is from RefSeq and is a predicted model, not a curated record. The transcript has 21 exons. Lineage: Eukaryota; Metazoa; Chordata; Lepidosauria; Squamata; Anolidae.
AAGUUCUCAGUCGGCGCUGGAGGCGGAGGAGGGCGGAGGUGCUGCCGCUCGCCGGCGAGGAUGUGGCUGAAGCCGGAGGAGCUGCUGCUCAAGAGCGGCCUCAAGUUAUGGACCCCGGAGCGCUCCAACCGGUUCUUCGUGCUGCAGCGGCGGCGCGGAUACGGCGAGGAGGGCGGCGGGCUGGCCGGCCUCCUUGUGGGAACGCUGGAUGCGGUCCUGGAUUCCACCUCAAAAGUGGCCCCUUUCCGCAUUGUACACCAGACCCCAGACUCCCAAGUCUACUGGACCAUCGCGUGCGGGGCCACCCGAGAAGAAAUAACAGCUCACUGGGAGUGGCUAGAGCACAAUGUCAUGAAGACACUGUCCGUGUUUGAUUCCAACGAGGACAUCACCAGCUUUGUGCAUGGAAAAAUCAGAGGUUUGAUUGCCGAGGAAAGUAAAGGAUCUUUGAUCAAAGAGGAGGAUCCAGAGAGAUUCCGCGAGGCUCAUAUGAAGUUCGAGAAGAGUUUUGGGCUGGCUGAGCAGGAGAAGCUGGUGACCUACUACUCCUGCAGCUAUUGGAGAGGCCACGUGCCCUGCCAGGGCUGGCUCUACCUCAGCACCAAUUUCCUCAGCUUUUACUCCUACCUCCUGGGAGCCGAGAUAAAACUGGUAAUAUCCUGGGAUGACAUCUCAAGACUUGAAAAAACGUCGAAUGUGAUCCUUACCGAGAGCAUCCAUGUCUGUUCCCGUGGGGAAGAUCACUACUUUUCAAUGUUUCUGCACAUCGGCGAAACGUUCCUUCUCAUGGAGCAGCUGGCGCUGUAUGCUGUUCGCAGACUUUUCGACAAGGAGACCUUUGAAGGCGACCCGGUCCUACGCGAUCCCCUGCAAAUCACCAAGAGGGGCCUUGAGAGCCGAGCUCACAGCGAGCAAUUCAACGCCUUCUUCCGGUUGCCCAAGGAGGAGUCUUUGCGGGAGGUGCACGAGUGUUUCUUAUGGGUGCCUUUCAGCCACUACAAUACUCUGGGGAAAAUGUGCAUUUCGGAAAAUUACAUCUGUUUUGCCAGCCAGGACGGGUCCUUGUGCUGCGUCAUCCUCCCCCUGAGAGAGGUUGUAGCAGUGGAGGUUGCUGACCCUGCCAGCAAAGCGAUCAGCAUCGCAACCAGAGGGAAAAGGGCCUUCCGCUUCUCUGAAGUGAGGGAUUUUGAGCACCUGGUGCCAAAGCUGAAGGGCCGGUGUGAUGCAGCCGCGAGCCCCCAGCAUGCCGCGAGUGCCGAGGUCUCCAUCAGCCCAAACCCGGACCCUGUCUUGGAGGAUUACGAGGGCCAGCCGAUGGCAAGCCUCAAGGGCAACAGUAAGAUGGUCAGCACAGAAGCCCUGAUGACUGUCUUUCACCCUCAGGAUGCCGAGAACCUGGAUGCGAAAAUGUUGAAAGAAAAAAUGAAAGAACAGUCCUGGAACAUCCUUUUCAUCGAAUGCGGUCGUGGAGUGAGCAUGUUUCGGACGAGGAAGACUCGGGACCUGAUCGUCCGAGGGAUCCCGGAGGUGCUGAGAGGAGAGCUGUGGCUUCUCUUUUCAGGCGCUGUGAACGAUAUGGCGACCAACCCCGGCUACUACACGGAGCUGGUGGAGCGUUCCCUGGGGACGUGCACCUUGGCCACGGAUGAGAUCGAGAGGGACCUGCGCCGCUCCUUGCCCGAACACCCGGCUUUCCAGAGCGACACGGGCAUUUCUGCGCUCAGAAGAGUCCUCACGGCAUAUGCCCACAGGAACCCCAAGAUCGGGUAUUGCCAGGCGAUGAAUAUCUUGACCUCAGUUCUCCUGCUUUAUGCCAAAGAGGAAGAAGCUUUCUGGCUCUUAGUUGCUGUGUGUGAACGGAUGCUACCUGAUUAUUUCAAUCGCCGGAUCAUAGGGGCCUUGGUGGACCAGGCCGUGUUUGAGGACUUGAUCCGGGAGCGCCUUCCGCAGCUGACGGAGCACAUGACGGACAUGACCUUCUUCUCCUCCGUCUCCCUCUCCUGGUUCCUGACGCUCUUCAUCAGCGUGCUGCCCAUCGAGAGUGCAGUCAAUGUCGUCGACUGCUUCUUCUACGACGGGAUCAAGGCCAUUCUGCAGCUGGGCCUGGCCGUGCUGGACUACAACAUGGAAGGCCUCCUGGCCUGUAAGGAUGACGCCGAAGCCGUGACCGUUCUCAACAGGUUUUUUGACAGCGUCACCAACAAGGACAGUCCUCUUCCUCCGGCGGUGCAGCAGGCUUCUGGCGUGAACGAAUCCAAAAGUCAGCAUCCUAAAGUGGAUAUCACAGAUCUGAUUCGAGAGUCCAAUGAGAAAUAUGGUGAAAUCCGAUUUGAGGAAGUUGAAUGCAUGCGCCGCCGGAACCGGCUGUAUGUCAUCCAGACCCUGGAAGUCACUACGCAGCAAAAUGUGCUGCGUGUUGUUUCGCAGGAUGUGAAAAUCAGCCCCAGCAACCUUGAGGAGCUUUAUGAAAUAUUCAAGAAAGAGCAUUUCCUCUCUUGCUACUGGACCGUGAGCAGUCCAGCCCUGAAGCACCAUGACCCCAGCCUGCCCUACCUGGACCAGUACCGCAUCGACUGCCAGCAGUUUCGGGUCCUCUUCCACCUCCUGAGCCCUUGGGCAGGUUGUGCCAACAGGGACUCCCUCGCUCUGUGGACCUUCCGGCUGCUGGACGAAAAUUCAGAUGGCCUUAUUAACUUCAAAGAGUUUGCGAGCUCGCUUGAUAUCAUGUAUCAUGGAAGUUUUACACAUAAGCUGAAGCUGCUUUUCAAACUGCACAUACCUCCAGCUUUCACCGAAGUGGAGUCCCUGAGCCCUUCUAAGGGUGCUCAGCUGUCGAAGGAAGAGCUGAUCCAUUUGAGCCAGUUGAACCUUUCUUCUCCUGGGGACAGUGUGGAUGCAGAUGGCUUGAAGACGAGUCCAGACAAAGGGAAAGAGAAAGUUGAUAUCCAGGCCUAUUUGAAGCAGUGGCAAGAUGAACUGCUUAAGAAGGAAGAAAGCAUUAAAGACCUGCCCCGAAUGGGCCAGUCCCAGUUUAUCCAGUUCUCAAAGACUUUGUAUAACUUGUUCCACGGCGACCCAGAGGAGGAGCUGCUCUACCGCGCCAUUGCCACCGUGACCAGCCUUUUGCUGCGGAUGGAGGAGGUCGGCCGCAAACUCCAGGCUCCCACUUCGCCGGGCAAAAGCGCAACUCCUCCCGUGGAAGAUGGCCACAGACCCCAGGAGGCGCACCAUCCCACGCAGACUGAUAGCGCAUCAGCGCCCCAGAGCUCAAGCAACGGCAGCGGCGAGUGGUCCUUUGCUUUCGAGCAAAUUCUGGCCUCCCUGAUGAACGAGCCGGCUUUGGUGAAGUUUUUCGAGAAGCCCGUCGACGUCAAAGCCAAGCUGGAGGACGCGAAAGCAUCCCAGUUAAAAGCCAGAGCCUGGGUAUAGCACCGGUGGUCUUUCUCUCGCCGUUCUCUGCUCAGGGCCAAGCAGAGGCGAAGUGUACAUUGACUUCCUCCUGGGAGGUUGGUCUUGAGGAUUUAGCUCAAAGCCCCCCGUCCGACGGGUCAUUUUAUGUUUUUGGCAGAGUCGAGUAAAGUCUGGCUUUGUUGCACAGUUGCACUUGCGCUUUGCGUUUCAGUACACUUGGAGACUUCAGGCACGCAAUUGGCGCAUGGCGACUUGGACCGGAAUAGUAAGAGGAUAUAGUUGCAGAAUAUUCCAGGUGGUUGCGUUGCCAAGCUGCGGUUCUGUGUUUCUCACAUUGAAUGUACUGCCUGCCACAUUCCCUGCCUCAAACGUGGUGUCGAGGUCCACGCACCCAAGUAUAAGCCUGGGUCGAUUCCCCAAAGAAUCACUUCUUUCACUUUGAAUGUCGGUCUGAGUCAUGCUUUGGGUAGCCAGUUGAGUGAGGUUAUUAUUAUGAAUAAGAUAUGUGGCUAUUACCCUUAAAAGUUACAGAUUCCAGUUUGGAACUGUAGCUACUUUCCUAUUGGCAUGAUGUCUAACCAGAGCUUGAGGAAGUUACUUUUCUGUACUACGACCCCUGGAGACCCCCGACCUCUGGGAGUAAGUUUCCUAGGCUCUGACCCCGUAACAGCCUCGUCUUGACCAACAAAGUCCUAGGUUGCUGCUUAGGGUUUGGGUUGUGUUUUCUGAGAAAUCAUUUUUGCGUGGCUGCAUUUAUUUAUUUUAUCCUUCUGCCUUAAUUUGGUGCAGUUCAUGGAAGCUCAGUGACACGGAAGCUUUCCUUCCUAAAUCUAUGCAGGUGAAGCGUGGGCAUAGUAUAGUGGUGUGGUUCCUCUCCAUGUAGAAGUCAUCUAGGAAUGGACCGCAGCAUUCAACAUUACUUUUAGUUCCUGCAUAUAGACCUCACUGGACCAGACUGGGCAGAGCUGCUCUUGGUGUUUUGUUUUGUUGUCACAACAUUUUGCUUACAUCUAGUUUCCAUUGGUGCUCAUACUUAUACACACUUCAUUUUCAUAGCAACUGCACAACCAAAACUUAUGCCACCUUGAUAGCUGCAACUAUAUUUUGGUUGCUUAAGUCAACUAUGAGCUAGGCUAUUUUAAUGGUCGGGUGCUCAAUCCAACCUGGGCUGGUUCGAACUCAUGACCUCUUAGUCAGCAGUGAUUUAUUGCAGCUGGCUACUAACCAGCUGUGCCACAGCUGGUUAGCAUCCAGCUUUAUAUCCCAUCUUUCUUCCAACAAACUCAAGGUGGCAUGCAUACCUUGUAACAACAACCCUAGAAAGUAGGCCAGGCAGAGAAGAUGGGACGGGGAUUUCACAAAUGCCAUGCUAACACACAAUGAAUAGACCUAAUUUACUUUGUUCGUGAGGACUGGGAUCUUCUUCUAUUUGCACAGAAAGAGUCAUGGAUCAGCGAGGAGCAGGAGCAUUAUGCAAGGAGCAUUACGCUUCUAUACUAGUGGUUCCCAAACCUUUUUUUGACCAGGGACCACUUGAUCAGGGACUACUUUGACCGGGGACAACUCUCCAACAUUAGUAGCAAAAGGGUUACAAAGCAGUUUUUGGUCAACUUUACGUUUACAUAUAUAUAUAUAUAUAUAUACACACACACACACACACACACACACACACACAUACACACACACACACACUAGCUGUGCCCGGCCACGCAUUGCUGUGGCUUAUGGGAAUCAUUUGUUGGCCAGAUGGAAUAGCAGUGAAUAGCCUUGCAGCCUCAAAGCCUGCCUGUUUUCUUCUUACGGGAAUUCAUGUUUGGUGAGCUGGAAUACAAUGGAAUAGGCUUUCUGCUUGGAAGGCUGGGUACUUGCGUUCUAGGGGAAUGGUUUUCUGGGCUACUAGAAUUGCAAUGAAUAGCCUCGCUGCUUCAAAGACUGGCUGCUUGCUAGCUAGGGGAAUCUUUGGUUGGUCAGCCUCAAUAGUACAGAGUGGUAUCACUGCUUCAAAGCCUGUGUUGGUCUGGUUGAAUUGCAAUGAAUAGCCUUGCUGCUUCAAAGUCUGGCUGCUUGCUACCUAAGGGAAUCUUUGGUUGAUCAGCUUCAAUAGUACAGAGUGGUAUCGCUGCUUCAAAGCCUGGCUGCCUUUUACCAAGGUUAAUCCUUUGUUGGUCUGGUUGAAUUGCACUGAAUAGCCUUGCAGCUUCAGUGCCUGGCUGUGUUAUACCUGGGGGAAUCCUUGUUUGACGAGCUGGAGUAACACCUUCAAUCAAAGAGCCACUUUGAAGCCUGGCUACUUCCUUUGUAGGGGAGCGUGAAUUGCACUGAAUAAUCUUGUGGCUCAAAAGCCUGGCUGCUUUCUACUUUGUGGAAUCCUUGGUUGCCCAGGUUGAAUAGCAAUUAAUAGUCUUGGUGCGGCAAGUAUGAAUACUGCAAUUAGUCCCCUUUAUUAGCAUUUAAUGGCCUUGCAGCUUCAAAGCCUGGAUACUUCUUGCCUGGGGGAAUCCUUUGUUGGGAGGUGUUAGCUGGCCCUGAUUGUUUCCUGUCUGGAAUUUCCCUGUUUUCAGAGUGUUGUUCUUUAUUUACCGUCCAGAAUUUAGAGAUUAUAUUGUUCUGUAUUAUUAUACCACAGUAAAUAUUAUAUAUUAUAUUUCUAAUCUUAUAUCAUCUGCUUAGAAUUGGAUUAUAUGUAUAAAAUCCACACUGAACUGGGUUCGAUGGCAGUGUGGACUCAAGAUAAUCCAGUUCAAAGCAGAUACUGUGGAUUAUGUGCCUUGGCAUUCUGGGUUAUAUAGCUUUGUGAGAGGGACCCGAGUCUACACUGCCAUAUAAUUCAGUUCAAAUCUGAUAAUCUGUAUUUUAUAGGCAGUGUGGAUGAGGCCUAAGUGCUAGGAUAUGAAGUGGGCCUACCGUUCUGAGCCAUUUCUAAAAAGAGAAAACGGCUCUUUCUUGUCCUCUAAUUUGGGCUUUAUUUUUCUAGAGGUUUUUUUUGUUUGUUUGAAAGACAGACUGGAGGACUAUGUCUUUUUUAAAAUUAAUUUUUAUUAGGGGUUUUAAGAGUGAUACAUAAAAAAAGAGUGAUACAUGAGAUAAAACAUAAAGGGAAAAAAAGUUGGGGUAAAAGUGCAAGGAUAUUGUUUGAAGGAUAACUAUGUCUUUUGUGGCCAAAUUUGGUGUGAUUUGGUCCAGUGGUUUUGCUGUUUACCCCAUAAUAAAACAGCACAUUACAUUUUUAUAUAUAGAUAGAUGUAUACACACACACACAUGAAUGAGUGCUUUCAGUGAAAUUGUGCUUAUAUUAGUACUCCAAUGUCUCUGUCCCCUUCUACACUGCUAUAUAAAAUCCAGAAUAUCUGCUUUGAACUAUAUGGCAGUGUAGACUCACAUAAUCCAGUUCAUCUGGAUUGUAUAUGGAAGUAUAGAUGGGGCCUUUGCUGGUAAAGCUUGCCGAUUCUAGAUCAAAUGAAAAUGUUUUAUCUGGAUUGCAAAACAACUUCCCUGAUUCCACAGUAUGAAGCCAUGACAGCUAAAGUGGUGUCAAACUGUAUUGAUUCUACAGGAACAGCAGGGGUGAAAAUAUUAUUCGGUCCUCGUGUGAUAACCCACUGUUAGAACCAGAGAAAAUGUUCACUACAUAGUGCUAAAUCUGGAACACAUUGAACUUUUGACUAGUAAUGUUACAUAUUGAGACAACUUAGGCUUUGUUUGGUUUACAGGUUGCUUUUGAUGUCCGCUUUUUAAGUCAAAGUUUAAAAUAAAUAAAUACUUUUUUUCAAAACAAAAAUAAAAAAGUUGCAGGAAACUUUUCAAUAUAUAAAUAAAACAGAAGGAUACAAAAACC